AUGAACCAAUCCACAAAUCAACUUAUUGGCGCUCAACCACAAAAUAAUAUUGGCCAGCUGCAAAGGCCACGGAAUAUUGGUGGACUACAGAAUGCUAAUGGCCAACUUCGAAGAACCACAAACAUUGCUAUGCUGCCUAUGAGACCUCAGAACACUGCAAAUCUAUUCACCGGUACUUUUACUUCUGUUCAACAAUAUGCUGACUUAAUUAACGGCUCAGAUCCAUUCACUAGAACGCAAGGUGUAGAAAAUCUGCCACCACAGAACUCCCGACUUUCAACGUUGUUGUUUUUAGGAGUUUCUUUUCCUUAA
This is a messenger RNA of Dentiscutata erythropus, 312 nucleotides long. The record is from the annotation of a GenBank genome assembly. Lineage: Eukaryota; Fungi; Glomeromycota; Glomeromycetes; Diversisporales; Gigasporaceae.